GAUCGAUACCUGCCGACGGGAAAAUGGGAUCCGUCCGCAAAGAAGCGAUGAGAACAGCAGAGCUGUGCUGAUUUCCGAGGAGCAGAUCCAGCCCCCGGCUGCGUUUCGCUGGCCCGUGUGACACUGUCGCACCUCGCGGGCCACCGGGCUGUCGGAGCAGCAAAGGGGCUAUGGGGCGGCUCUGGGCUCGGCCUCACUGCAGCGGGCUCGGCGCUGGCUGCGUCGCGGGGCGGCUGCCCUUGGACUGAGGCUCCGGGCACGGGUGACGGGACGUUUGUCAGCACGAGCGAGCCCAUCAUUUUGGCGUUGUGUUGGAGACUUCAGGGAAGAAAAACAAGAAAGUGGCUGAAAAAUGUAGUAGCACUGAUCUUUUCGUAACAAGAAGAAUCGCCUUUCUGUGUUUUGAUAGAGAGCGCUACUUCUUCACUGCAUUUGAAAUACCCACACUGUUUGGAAAGUCUCCUUUACCCCUUGAUUCCUUAUCCAAUUUAAAACAUUUUAUUUGUGUGUAUGUGUGCGUGUAUGUGCUCACGUCUAUUUUUAGUGUGUCAACGUGUCAGGAACUUCUCAUCUUAUAAUCAUGGGCUCAGAGCAAGAAAUUCCUCCAAGCAGCUGUGAGUAAUAAUGACUUGCUUUAUUUCAAAACAUUUGUGAUCUGGAAGUUCUUUGACUCUCCCAGUUUUUCAAGUCACAAGGAAGAAAAGCUGAAAGAGGACUGAGCCCGCGAUGGCAGAGAAGUGUGACUGUAUUGCCAGCAUGUACGGGUACGAUCUAGGCUGCCGCUUUAUUAAUUUCCGGCCCUUGGGCUUUGGUGCGAAUGGACUGGUGCUAUCAGCCCUUGACAGCAAGAGCUGCCGCAAAGUUGCAGUGAAGAAGAUCACCAUCAGUGACGCGCGGAGCAUGAAACACGCCUUCCGGGAGAUCAAAAUCGUCCGCAGACUGGACCACGACAACAUUGUGAAGGUGUAUGAGGUGCUGGGACCAAAGGGGACCAAUCUGCAUGGAGACUUUUUCAAGUUUAACAUGGUGUACAUCGUGCAGGAGUACAUGGAGACAGACCUGGCUCGGCUGCUGGAGCAGGGGAAGCUCACCGAGGAGCAUGCCAAGCUCUUCAUGUACCAGCUGCUCCGAGGGCUGAAGUACAUCCACUCGGCCAAUGUGCUCCACAGAGACCUGAAGCCGGCCAAUAUUUUCAUCAGCACAGAAGACCUGGUGUUGAAGAUUGGCGAUUUUGGGCUAGCCAGAAUUGUGGAUCAACAUUACUCGCAUAAGGGUUACCUCUCCGAAGGCUUAGUGACAAAAUGGUAUCGCUCCCCUCGCCUCCUCCUCUCGCCGAACAACUACACCAAAGCCAUCGACAUGUGGGCGGCCGGCUGCAUUCUGGCCGAGAUGCUCACGGGGAGGAUGCUCUUCGCCGGGGGACACGAGCUGGAACAGAUGCAACUUAUUCUGGAGACGAUCCCGGUUAUCCACGAGGAAGACAAAGAGGAGCUGCUCAGGGUGAUGCCCAGUUUCAUCAACAGUACCUGGGAAGUGAGGAAGCCCCUGCGCAAGCUGCUCCCUGAAGUGAACAGUGAAGCUAUUGAUUUUCUGGAGAAAAUACUGACAUUUAACCCUAUGGAUCGAUUAACGGCUGAGAUGGGUCUGCAGCAUCCGUAUAUGAGUCCGUAUUCUUGCCCUGAGGAUGAACCAGUGUCUCAGCACCCGUUCCGGAUUGAGGAUGAGAUUGAUGAUAUUUUACUGAUGGAAGCCAACCAGAGCCAGAUGUCUAACUGGGACAGGUAUCAAGUAAGCCUCUCCUCUGAUUUGGAAUGGAGACAUGAUAAAUACCAUGACAUGGAUGAGGUCCAGCGAGACCCACGGGCAGGGUCUGAAUCCAUUGCUGAAGAAGCACAAGUUGAUCCACGAAAAUAUUCACAAAGCAGCUCAGAGAGGUUCUUAGAGCUAUCACACUCAUCAAUGGAUCGAGUAUUUGAUGCUGAUUGUGGGAAAUCAUGUGAUUACAAAGUGGGGUCACCUUCCUACUUGGACAAAUUGCUGUGGAGAGACAAUAAGCCCCAUCACUACUCAGAGCCCAAGCUGAUUUUAGAUUUAUCCCACUGGAAAAGAGCAACCAUAGCACCCACAGCUGAGCUAUCUCUGGAAGAAGAACCAUCCAAUCUCUUUCUGGAGAUUGCUCAAUGGGUGAAGAGCACUCAGGUGGGCCUUGAGUGUUCCAGUCCUCUUCCAGAGAUUCAAGAACGGAGCCUGCCAUCUUCUCCUCACCAUCUCCACAAAGAAUCCAAGGAGGUAGGCAGUGAAACAGACCCUGAGUUUGAUUUGGAUGUCUUCAUCUCCAGGGCACUGAAACUUUGCACAAAACCCGAGGAUCUUCCAGACAACAAGCUCAGUGACAUCAAUGGGGCCUGCAUAGCUGAGCACCCCAGUGAGAUUGUACAAACAGAAGUGUACCAGAAAGAACGAUGGUGAAGCACCUGCGUGUGGGAAACACCACUUUCUCCCCUUGUUCCUCUUUGAUAGUGUGGCCAUUGCCCUGUGCUGAGUGGCUUCAGGCUGUCAUUGAGCAUCAGUUUUUUUACACUAUACUGAAUGCCUUUUUCUGAAAAGGCAAGCACAAACCACAUGCCCCUUUUGAUGCCUUAGAAAUACAUUUAAGGGAAUCAAGAGGUGUGAAUGAAAUACUAGGUUUCUUAUACUGCCUUAACAAUCUUGCCUUGCAAUCUCUGGGACUGGUUUGCAACUUAAAUGUACAAUAGAAAGAUGACAGUACAUGAUAAGUUUACAAAUGGAAGUCAAAUCAACUUCUUUUUCUUUCUUUUUGUAUAGUAUCUUAAAACGAUGAGGACACUAAUCAGCAUCUUCAUUAUGGUCAGAUGAUACCCUCCUGGUUUGGCAGGUUCCAGACACACCAGCCGUAGGACUCCUUUGAGGCGCUCGCCCAAGUAGAGUCUGUACAGAGACAAGCAAUGCAAAGGCGUAUUCAAGUUCUGCCUUCAGCCUGGAGAGAGCUGUCGAGAAUGUAACUAGAGGCAGAAUUUGGCCAUGAGACAGAACAUAGUUGUUGGAGAAUGUUAAUGGGGAAGGAAUUUGACCUACCGUAUAUGGGCCACUUUGGAUUUUUUUCUGAUUGUAAAAUAAAGUUUUUGUGAAGCACAUUUUCCUUAUUUGGUUCCUCGCACAUGAGUUUUCCCUUCUGCUGUAUUGGGGUAGUUCUGGAGUCUCUUCAUACUUAUGAGGCCCAAUACCACGUAUUUAACAACCUAAUACUGUGAAUCCUGUGUGAGGCUCCUGCCCAGCGGACCAACAAAUCCUGGCAUAUAGGCAGGGAACGAGGAACGGGGUUUCACGGCAUAAUGCUGCCUCUGUCACCCACUAGCUGUAGAGCUUGAGCAAGGUCACUUACCUUCUCCAUGGCAUUUCCCUCCACUGCCAAAAAAAAGAAAGUACUACUAUCUACCUUCUCACAGAGAAGGUAUGAGAAAAAAAUUACUAUGGUUUGUGCAUUGCUUUGAUCAGACAGAGCACUGCAUGUACUAAAUAUUGUUACACCUUUCCAUACUGGAAAUCUAUGCUCUUUGGCCAAUAUCUGAACCAAACUAUUGGAAACUUCAGCUGUAUUCAAAUAGUCAUUUAAAUUGGUUGGGUAGUCUUUUGUGCAGAUGGUCCUACACACAAGGGAAGGUCUCCUUGGUUCCUGUGGCAUUAGAUUUUUACACGUGUGCAUUUCCUAAUUGGCCAUGAUCACACAUUAAAAAACAAAUAUUCACAUUUCUCCUAGGCCCUUUGCUUUCAGCUUCCUUUGGGACAUAAUGGUGGCAGCAGGCAAACCAGCGCAACUUUGUAAAUAGGUAUGAACACAACUGAGCUACUGUAACUUCCGUUUUCAUCCACACUUCUGAGCACCUUAAUAAUUAAUCAGCUAACAAGAGUUUGUAUAUGGAAUAAAUGUUCUAUACUUAUAUUUAAUCAAACUAGUCAAAUUUUUAAAUUGAAAACAUGUAAAUAGUGUUACAAAAGAAAAUCUUCACUCUCUAGCCCACUGUGUCAUUGUGCUCUGCAGCACGGUGGCAUGACUUUCAUUUGUAAAAGAGAGACUACUGUACUUAGUAACUCAGAGGUCCCUAUUUAACUGCUGUUCCUAUAGGAAUUAUUUCUACGCUUUUAACAAGCAAUCUACUAAAUAUUCUGAGAUGUGAAGAAAACUCACAUGAGACUUGGAUGACUAACUAACAGCAGCAUUUACUGUGUGAGCUGGUGACUGUUCUUGGUGGGGUUAGGUCCUGUGUUGAAGGCUGCAUGGAUGAGGAUGGGGCAGAGAGAAAAAGGCAUCUGGAGCAUGGAGCAAAGAGGCACCGGGUGCCCACGAGCCCAGGGCCAUGUGUCCCCCAUGAAGGUUUAGACUCCUGCCUGGAAAGAGGCAAUAAGGGAGAGACAGAGGGUUCAUUUAUGGUAUGUUAUGGAUUAUUUAUAUACCUCAACUAAAGCUCAGCACUUUUUUACUCGUGGCGGGAGAAAUCCAGAUUCCGCAGAAGCGGGUGCAUCCACUGCAGAGUGUUGCCAUCAUGCCAGCAGGAUGCAGCCGGGCCCCACGAGACGCCCACCCACAGCUCUCCGCACACCCACGGUGCCGCCAGCACUGGAAACGCUCGCAGGAGCUUCCCGGCACCCUCAGCAGCCACGGAAGAGGGGAAGGAGCCAAAAGUGCCAAGCACCUCGUGGGGUGCACAGAGCCCACAGCUGGAGGGGUCAAGCAGGAGAAGGAUGGUGGGGAUAUGACAGAGUCCGAUGAGACUGAAGGAUGUGAUCAGCAACGCGAAAGCUGACUUUUCAAACUCUCUCCUCAUAGACUCGGCAAAUAUUUGCUACUGUUGCAUUAAACAUCAAGACGUACUGACCUGUGAAAUCACUGUUUAUCAAACCACGUCAGUAUUUUCCUCAGUGGACAGAAAUCUUCACAUCUUCUGAAACAAGAAGCCAUUUCACAGGAGCGUUACGUUCAUUCGAAUGUCUUCUCCAGAAAUGUACGGGACUCUAUUUAUUACAGCCAUGGAAGCAUCAUUUUUGCUUUUGAAAAUUGUGUUUUGAUGGGGAGCGGGAGUUCACGGGCCCACUGUAAAACCGUGUUGUGAACUUCAGGACAAGCGAAGGGAGAGCUGACGCAGCUGCUCCAGGUCUGGUCCGCCGUUUCCAUCCGUGAGCUUCUUGUGCGACAUCACUCCGAAACGGCGGCGGGGCUGCCAGGGAAGGGGGGGACCAACGGAGGUGGCUUUACAUUGGCACCUGGGUGCGUUCAGCCCAUCACAAGCCAGAUUUUUUUUCUCAUCUGCAACAAUAAAAUUUAAG
Molecule: messenger RNA, 5343 nt
Organism: Rhea pennata
Lineage: Eukaryota; Metazoa; Chordata; Aves; Rheiformes; Rheidae
Gene: MAPK4
Product: mitogen-activated protein kinase 4
Exons: 5
Coding region: 727-2469 (580 amino acids)
Biological process (GO): intracellular signal transduction; protein phosphorylation
Cellular component (GO): cytoplasm; nucleus
Molecular function (GO): MAP kinase activity; ATP binding
Source: RefSeq, a predicted model, not a curated record